AUGACUACGGCUCCGGCUGUCCUGAGCCCUCCGGUAUUAAAGGUGACAGGCGCGAGCGGCGAGGAUUUGCCCCUCCAGCGAGACCCCAUCGAGACCAAGUAUCGUGACUUCUUCUGGACAUACACCGAAGAGCCGCACCGUACACGCCGCAUCGCCAUCAUCAAGGCCCAUCCAGAGGUGACCAAGCUCUGCGGCCCGGAGCCCCUGACGAAGUGGGUGGUACUGGGCGUCGUAUCCCUCCAAAUCCUCUGCGCUUACGUCCUGCGCAACACGUCCUUCUUCUCGCUGCCCUACUGGGCGCUCGCCUACGUCGUCGGCGCGACCGCGAACCAGAACCUAUUCCUGGCCAUCCACGAAAUCAGCCACAACCUGGCCUUCCGGUCGGCGACGGCCAACCGGCUCUUCGCCAUCGUGGCCAACCUGCCCAUCGGCGUGCCCUACAGCGCCUCGUUCCGCCCCUACCACCUGACGCACCACAAGUCGCUAGGGGUCGACGGGCUCGACACGGACCUGCCCACGGCGCUCGAGGCUGUUUUCCUCGACUCCAUCCUCGGUAAGGCGUUCUUCUGCACCUUCCAGAUAUUCUUCUACGCCGUGCGGCCCAUGGCCGUCUACCGCGUUCCCUUCACCUGGGUCUCGGGCACCAACCUGGCCGUCCAGGUCCUGUUCGACUACGUCGUCAUCCAGACCAUGGGCAAGAACGCGCUGCUGUACUUCCUGCUCUCAUCCUUCCUGGCCGGAAGCUUGCACCCCCUGGCCGGCCACUUCAUCGCCGAACACUACGUUUACAACACCAUCACACCGGCCGCUGCGAACCCGGACAAUAAGAUUCCUGUGCCCGAGACUUUCAGCUACUACGGGCUGGGCAACAUCCUCACCUACAACGUCGGCUUCCAUAACGAGCACCACGAUUUCCCUGCCGUUCCGUGGACGCGGCUGCCGAAGCUGUACGAGAUUGCCAACGAGUUCUACAAGGACCUGCCCCAGCACCAGAGUUGGUCGUAUGUUCUGUGGCAGUUCAUCUUCGACGAGAACGUGGGCAUCCGGUGUCGCGUGAAGCGGAAGGAAGGCGGAAGAAAAGUUGGUUUCGGCACGCAGCCCAAUGGGAAGAAAGCGGAGCCAGUGGGGGACUGGCAGCAGGAUGAGAUAGAGGCUUAG
Pseudomassariella vexata is the source of this 1158-nucleotide messenger RNA. Its product is annotated as fatty acid desaturase-domain-containing protein. Gene Ontology annotation, molecular function: sphingolipid delta-4 desaturase activity. The record is from RefSeq and is a predicted model, not a curated record. Gene Ontology annotation, biological process: ceramide biosynthetic process. Gene Ontology annotation, cellular component: membrane. The coding region runs from base 1 to 1158 and encodes 385 amino acids. Lineage: Eukaryota; Fungi; Ascomycota; Sordariomycetes; Amphisphaeriales; Pseudomassariaceae. The transcript has 2 exons.